AUGGAUUUGGAAGCACAAAAUCAUUCUUUGCGUCAAACUGUUGAUAGCCUACAUCUGAAGAUGGCCGAGCGCUCUGAAGAGUAUCAGAUACUGAAAAAUUAUGCCGAUUUCUUACACUAUCAACUUACUGCACUUCAAAAUUCAAGUAAGAGGAUAACACAAGAAUAUGAGUCAUUGAAUACAGAUUACGUGCAAAUGAAGGUUGAUUAUGAUCUGCACACGAGAGAUUUCCAAGUGCUAGUGGAACGUGUAGAUCAGACAAUCGAAUUUCUCAGAAUGGUGUCCAAAAGAGCAAAUGGUUUUGCAGAAUGGGCAGAACAUUUGGAAGCUCAGGCUAAAAUUCAAGACAUGGAACAAAACGAGAACACUCCAGCUAAGCAAAAGUUAGAUGUUUUGGAAGAAAGGUUGCGAGCAAUUGAAGAGACUGAUGUCUAUGGAAAUAUAGAUGCAACACAAUUGUGCUUGGUGCCAGGCUUGAUCAUUCCAGCAAAGUUUAAAGUUCCUGAAUUCAAUAAAUGUGAUGGAUCAACGUGUCCAAGGAGUCAUCUUAUAAUGUACUGUAGAAAGAUGGCGGUGCAUAUUAAUAAUGAUAAAUUGUUAGUCCAUUGCUUCCAGGAUAGCUUGACUGAUCCAGCUAGUCGAUGGUAUAUUCAAUUAGAUAAUGCACACAUUCACGUUUGGAAGGACUUAGCUGAUGCAUUUCUAAAGCAAUACAAACUCAACAUUGAUAUGGCUCCAGACCGUUUAGACUUGCAACGGAUGGAGAAGAAGAGUUCGGAAAGCUUCAAAGAAUAUGCUCAACGAUGGAGAGAUAUGGCUGCCGAGGUUCAACCACCGUUAACAGACAAAGAAAUGACAUCUAUGUUUAUGAAUACCUUGCGGGCUCCAUUCUAUGAGCGAAUGAUUGGUAAUGCAUCAACAAAUUUUUCUGAUAUUAUUGUUAUUGGUGAAAGAAUUGAAUAUGGGAUAAAACACGGGAGGUUAGCAGAGGCUACAACUGAAUAUGGUGGAAUAAAGAAAGGAACAAUAUCCAAGAAGAAAGAAGGAGAGGUUCAUGCAAUUGGUUUUCCUAAUUCAGGGAAGCACAAAUCAAUUUUUGGUCAGAGAAAAUAUGAGCAAAACUUUCCGUCAUAUAUAAACAAUGUCUCUCAUAUCCCUUAUAAUAGCUAUGUACCAGUCCAUACCGUCUCUGAAACUCCAAAACCCGUUAACUCAAAUUCUCCUCGACCAUUUGUACAGGGUCAAGGUAGCAAAACCAAUUCAGAUACAUGGCGGUUUGAUCCGAUUCCCAUGACUUAUACAGAGCUUUUACCUCAACUAAUUCAAAAUCGACAGUUAGCUUCUAUUCCAAUGAUUCCUAUACAACCUCCUUACCCAAAAUGGUAUGAUUCAAAUGCUCGAUGUGAUUAUCACGCUGGGGGAGUGGGACACUCAACUGAAAAUUGUUUGGCUUUGAAAAGAAAUGUGCAAUCUCUAAUUAAUGCUGGAUGGUUGAGCUUCAAAAAAUCUGGUGAGAAGUCGAAUGUCAAUGAAAAUCCACUGCCUGAUCCUGAAAAUCCAAAAGUUAACGUUGUGGAUAGCCUUGUUGAAAAGUGCAAAAAUGAAGUCCAUGAGAUAGUGAUGCCUAUGGAAGCAGUUUUUGGUCUUUUUGAAGCAGGAUAUGUUAGUCAUGAAUAUCUAGACCCCAACAUAAGAUAUGAAGGGUAUGAUGAAAGCAGACAUUGUAGAAAAAAUGAGAAAAGAAAUGCGAAAGAGCAUUGCAAAGACCAAGAUGUGGAGAUUCCUAUCAUUGCAAAAGAUAUAGAAUACAAAAAGCUUGUCACAGAUGAGGAAGCAAAUGAAUUCUUGAAAAUAGUAAAACAAAGUGAGUACAAGAUCAUAGAGCAAAUGCAUCAUACUCCAGCUCGAAUUUCUUUAUUAUCGUUGUUUUUGAAUUCAGAGCCUCAUCGCAAAGCGUUAUUAGAUAUUUUGAACAAGGCACAUGUCGGACAUGACAUUUCAGUGGAAAAGUUUAGUGGAAUUAUUGGAAACAUUACAUCUUCCAAUUCCAUAGUCUUUACAGAUGACGAAAUUCCUCCUGAAGGCUUAGGCUAUACAAAAGCACUGCAUAUUCAAUUGAAGUGCAAAGACUACGUCAUUGCAAGAGUUUUAGUGGAUAACGGAUCAGCUCUCAAUAUAAUGCCUAAAUCUACACUAUUGAAGCUUCCCGUGGAUAUGUCACACAUAAAGUCAAGUACUAUGGUUGUGAAAGCUUUCGAUGGGUCACGCAGAGAAGUAAUGGGUGACAUUGAACUACCAGUUAAAAUUGGCCCAUGUAUUUUCAACAUAGUCUUUCAAGUCAUGGAGAUAACACCCACAUACAGUUUUUUAUUAGGACGUCCUUGGAUUCACUCCGCAGGAGUGGUGCCAUCCACAUUGCAUCAAAAAUUGAAAUUUAUUGUUGGGAGUAAGUUGAUUUGCGUGAUGGGAGAGGAAGAUUUCUUAAUAACAAAGCCAGUCUCAACUCCAUAUGUUGAAGCGACGGAAGAAGCAUUAGAGUGUUCUUUUUGCUCUUUUGAAAUUGCUCAUGCAACUAUGAUGGAAGCAACUGUAGAUGAAGUGAUAAAGCCACACAAGUCUAAAGUUGAAGUUAUGACCACUAGGAUAAUGGGAGGUGGAGGAUAUUCUUUGAAUAAAAACUUAGAGACACUUCUAAAAAUACCGAGCAAUGAUGGGAGGUUUGGUUUGGGCUAUAAGCCAUCCAUAUAUGACAAGAUUAGGCUUCAGGAGAAAAAGAAGAAAAAGCGUUUGGCAAAGCUGGAGAUGAGGGAGUUUGAUCCAAGUAUAAAACUUAUACCAGAAUUAUAUGAUACUUUCAAGAGUGCUGGUAUAAGUUAUUCAUCAGACAACUCUGAUUUGAAGGAUGAUUUAUUAACGAAGAUGGAAUGUUUAUCAGUUGCAGCAGUGGUACAAGAAGCAUCAUUUGAAGGCAACACAGUUUAUGCAUGUCCGCCUGAUUUUGAGCUUAACAAUUGGGAUAGUGUAGAUCUACCUACAUUUUCAAGAGAUUUUCAAGAUUCUACCCUUGAUGCCUUAAUAUACACUAUGGAAUCUGACAAGGAAAAUGACGAUGAAGAUGAUGUGGGAAUAUCCUCAGAAUUGUUAAGAAUGGUAGAAGAAGAAGAUGAGGUUCUUGGUCCUCACCAAGAACUAGUUGAAGCAAUCAAUUUGGGUUCUCAAGAGGAGUCAAAAGAGGUAAAAAUUGGCACAUCAUUGACCAGAGAAUCACGAAAAAAACUGAUCAAUUUGUUACGUGAGUAUUCAGAUAUUUUUGCUUGGAGUUAUCAGGAUAUGUCAGGAUUAAGUACGGAUAUUGUAGUACACCGAGUUCCUUUAAAACCAGAAUGCAACCCAGUAAGAAAAAAGCUACGUAAAAUGAAACCUGAUGUACUAAUUAAAAUAAAGGAGGAAGUACAGAAGCAAAUUGAAGCAGGAUUCCUCACAGUCUCGAAAUAUCCUGAAUGGGUGGCAAACAUUGUUCCAGUGCCCAAAAAAGACGGAAAAGUCAGAAUGUGCAUGGAUUAUAGAGAUUUAAAUCGAGCCAGUUCAAAAGAUAACUUCCCUUUACCUCAUAUCGACAUGUUGGUGGGUAACACUGCAGGAUACUCAACUUUCUCCUUCAUGGAUGGUUUUUCAGGAUAUAAUCAGAUCAAAAUGGCUGAAGAAGAUAGAGAAAAAACGACAUUCAUUACCCUUUGGGAAUUCUGUUACAAAGUAAUGCCUUUUGGUUUGAAAAAUGCUGGAGCAACGUAUCAGCGAGCAAUGGUUACACUUUUUCAUGAUAUGAUGCAUAAAGAAAUAGAGGUGUAUGUUGAUGAUAUGAUUGCAAAAUCCAAGACAGAUGAAGAUCAUACAACCACACUCCAAAAAUUAUUUGAUCGGUUGAGAAAAUAUCAAUUGAAAUUAAAUCCAUCCAAAUGUACAUUUGGGGCAACUUCGGGAAAGCUACUGGGAUUCAUCGUCAGUGAAGAAGGGAUCAAAGUGGACCCAGAUAAAGUAAGGGCUAUCAUGGAAAUGCCAUCCCCUAAAACAGAAAAAGAAAUUCGAGGUUUUCUGGGAAGAUUGAACUACAUAUCCAGAUUUAUCUCACAUUUAACACCAACAUGCGAACCAAUCUUCAAGCUCUUACGUAAAAACAACCCAGGAAAAUGGAAUGAGGAUUGUGAAGAAGCUUUCAACAAAAUUAAGCAGUAUUUGUAGAGCCCACCAGUACUGAUACCUCCAGCUCCAGGACGACCGUUAAUCUUGUAUUUAACAGUAUUAGAAAGUUCCGUGGAUGGUGUUCUAGGACAACAUUUAUCAGGGAAGAAGGAGCAUGCCAUUUAUUAUUUGAGCAAAAAGUUUACCGAUUAUGAAUCUAGAUACUCAAUGUUAGAGCGAACUUGUUGUGCUUUGGUAUGGACCGCUCAUCAUUUGAGGCAAUAUAUGUUAUACCACACGACAUGUCUUAUUUCAAAAAUGGAUCCAAUAAAAUACAUUUUUGAGAAACCGUCAUUAUCUGGAAGGAUUGCAAAAUGGCAAGUUUUAUUGUCAGAGUAUGAUAUUGUUUAUGUCACUAAAAAAGCAAUAAAGGGAAGCGCAGUUGCUGAUCAUUUAGCUGCUCAACCAGUAGCAGAUUACGAACCUAUGAGAAUUGAUUUCCUGGAUGAAAACAUAUUUCUAGUUGAAAAGAAUGCUAGAGAUCAUGAGACAUGGACUAUGCUUUUCGAUGGUGCCUCAAAUGAGUUGGGACAUGGGAUUGGAGUUGUGCUAAUUUCUUCAGAAGGAAAGGUUUUCUCCCUAACGGCCAAGUUAUGUUUUGAAUGCACUCACAAUAUCGCUGAAUAUGAAGCUUGCAUUAUGGGACUUCAAGUAGCAUGGGAUAUGAGUAUUAAAAAGUUGAAAGUUUUGGGUGACUCGAUGUUAGUGAUACAUCAAGUCAAGGAAGAAUGGGAAAUAAGAGAUGCUAAAUUGGUACCUUACAGCCAAUACGUUACUAAAUUGUCUCAAAAUUUUGAGAAGAUUUCAUUUGACCAUGUUCCUAGGGAAGACAAUCGAAUGGCGGAUGCAUUAGCCACUCUGGCAGUGAUGUUUGAUCUUAAUCUUGAAUUUGAACUUCAUCCAAUCCAAAUUACAAAGCGAGAUGUGCCAGCAUAUUGCAUGAAUGUUGGAAAUGAUAACAAGCCAUGGUAUUUUGACAUUAAGCAAUACAUAAAGUGUAGAGAAUAUCCAUAUGAAGCUUCAGAAAAUGACAAACGCACAAUAAGGAGGUUGGCCAUGAACUUUUUCUUAAGUGGUGAAGUUCUUUAUAAAAGAAACCACGAUAUGGUGCUCCUUCGGUGUGUUGAUGAAGAGGAAGCAAAACAAAUUAUGACAGACAUUUAUGAAGGAAUAUGUGGAACACAUGCUAAUGGACAUAUGAUGGCUAGACAAAUACUUAGAUCUGGUUAUUAUUGGACAACGAUGGAAUUAGAUUGCAUAAAAUAUGCAAGGGAAUGUAAAGAGUGUCAAAUUUAUAUGGAUAAGAUCCAUGUAGCAGCAUCUCCAUUGCAUAUCUUGUCAGCACCAUGACCAUUUUCUUUAUGGGGAAUGGAUGUUAUUGGACCCAUUGAUCCUAAAGCCUCAAAUGGCCAUCGUUUUAUUCUUGUGGCCAUUGAUUACUUCACUAAAUGGAUAGAGGCUGCAUCUUAUUGCAAUGUUACAAGGGGAGUAGUGCUCAAGUUUAUCAAGAAAGAGCUUAUAUGUCGUUAUGGUCUCCCAGAAGGUAUUAUUACGGAUAAUGCUAAGAACCUUAAUAACAAAAUGAUGGACGAACUUUGUGAGCAGUUCAAGAUCAAUCACCGAAAUUCGACUCCAUAUCGCCCAAAUAUGAAUGGGGCAGUUGAGGCAGCUAACAAAAAUAUUAAAAGAAUCUUUGAGAAAAUGACAAUAACAUACAAAGAUUGGCAUGAAAUGCUACUGUUUGCGUUGCAUGGAUAUCGCACGUCAGUUCGUACUUCAACUGGGGCAACACUAUUUUCUUUAGUUUAUGGUAUGGAAGUUGUUUUACCUUUAGAAGUUGAGAUAUCUUCAUUGAGAGUUCUCAUGGAAGCUAAGUUAGAUGAAGCUGAAUGGAUACGAGGUCGUUAUGAGCAGUUGAAUUUCGUUGAAGAAAAAAGGUUGGCAGCAUUAAAUCAUGGGCAACUUUACCUAAGAAGACUAAUGCGAGCAUACAAUAAGAAAGUGCAUCCUCGAAGCUUUCGAGAGGGAGAUUUGGUAUUAAAAAGAAUACUUCUGUUUCAAAAGGAUCAUCGAGGAAAAUGGACUCCUAAUUAUGAAGGUCCAUUUGUAGUGAAAAAAGCUUUUUCAAGAGGAGCUCUACUUUUGACUAAUAUGGAUGGCGUUGAGUUAAAAAAUCCUGUGAAUUCAGAUUAUGUUCGAAGAUAUUAUGCAUGA
Molecule: messenger RNA, 6453 nt
Organism: Cucumis melo (muskmelon)
Lineage: Eukaryota; Viridiplantae; Streptophyta; Magnoliopsida; Cucurbitales; Cucurbitaceae
Biological process (GO): DNA integration
Molecular function (GO): RNA-DNA hybrid ribonuclease activity; nucleic acid binding
Source: RefSeq, a predicted model, not a curated record